Morus notabilis is the source of this 4237-nucleotide messenger RNA. RefSeq names its product disease resistance-like protein DSC1. Gene Ontology annotation, molecular function: ADP binding. The transcript is spliced from 6 exons. Lineage: Eukaryota; Viridiplantae; Streptophyta; Magnoliopsida; Rosales; Moraceae. Bases 283 to 3951 code for a protein of 1222 amino acids. Gene Ontology annotation, biological process: signal transduction; defense response. The record is from RefSeq and is a predicted model, not a curated record.
GACCCUUGAUUCUCGUAGUGCAACUGACCAUCUUUCGAGGAAAUUGUCGAGAAGUUGGAAUGAAAGCAUUUUGGAAAUUACGAAGCAACUCAAAGCCCACCUUGCCUCUGAUACAAUUGAUAUACAUGGUGGUUUUAAGUAUUUACUCUUUUACUGAUCAUAAGAACUGACCAGCAUGUGAUCAUCGCUCCAAAGAAAAAAAAAAAAAAAAAAAAAAAAGAAAAAGAAGUGUUCCGUUUUUCCUUCUUAAAUUAGAUUCUUUCUCAGUCCGAUAGAGUAGACAUGGCUUCUUCUUCUCGGAGAAAAUACGAUGUUUUUAUCAGUUUUAGAGGCGAGGACACCCGGUAUAAUUUUCUGAGCCAUCUUCAUAAAGCAUUAUUGCAGAAAAGGAUAGAAACCUAUGUGGACGAGAGACUCGAGAGAGGAGAUGAAAUUUCACGGGCUCUUUUGAAAGCAAUCGAAGAGUCGGAAGUUUCUGUAAUCAUUUUCUCGGAAAAUUACGCUUCUUCCUCGUGGUGUCUAGAUGAGCUCGUGCAUAUCAUGUUCGGAUGCAAGGAAAAGAAUGUUGUUGUACCGAUAUUUUAUCAUGUAACUCCGUCUGAUGUGCGGAAACAAUCAGGGAGAUUUGGAGAUGCAUUUGCUGAACUUGUGAAGCGUUCCAAGGACAAAGAAAAGCUAUGGAGGACUGCUUUGACAAAGGCUGCUAAUCUCUGUGGCUGGGAUGCACAAAUCAGCAGGUCUGAGUCUAAAUUAGUGGAGAAAAUCAUCGAGAAUAUUUCAGAAAAACUAAGGUCGUCAAGGCUAGAUUAUCAUGUCAAAGGCCUAGUUGGAGUUGAGAAGCGCGUUGACCGUGUCAAGUCAUUGUUGAUGAUGAGGUCAUUGUUGAUUAACUCAUCAUCGGAUGUUCGCAUCGUGGGUAUAUGGGGCAUGGGCGGUUUGGGUAAAACUACCCUAGUUGAUAUCAUUUUCAGUCAAUUUCAUUCUCAAUUUGAAGGCUACUGCUUUCUGAAAAAUGUGAGGGAAGAAUGGCAAAAACAAGGCUCAAUUUAUUUGCAGAACAAACUUUUUAGUGAGCUAUUAAUGGAGGAAAAAGGUUUACGCGUAAUCAACAACUUUGCAAGGGAAAGGCUUCACCGCAAGAGAGUACUUAUUAUUCUUGACGAUGUCGAUGACCCGGAGUACUUUGAAUAUCUAGUCGGAGGACGUGAUUGGUUAUGUCCUGGAAGUAGAAUUAUUGUAACAACUAGAAAUAGACAAGUGCUCACUAACAUUGGUGUUGAUGAGAUGUACGCGCUUGAGCAUCUAAAUGAAGAUGAAGCGCUUCACCUAUUUUCUCUGAAAGCCUUCAAAAGAAACUCUCCACUGGCAAGUUACGAAGAGAUGUCAAGAAAGGUGAUAAGUUAUGCUCAAGGUGUGCCACUCGCUCUUAAAGUUCUGGGCUGCCAUUUGUGCUCUAAGAGUGAAUCAAUAUGGAGAAGUGCAUUGAACAGAUUGAAAGUAGCUCCUCAUGACCAGAAAAUUCAUGAUGUGUUAAAAAUAAGUUACGAUGGACUACGUGAUAUAGAAAAGGAGAUAUUUCUAGAUAUUGCGUGUUUCUUCAAGCGUGAAAGAAUAGAUGUUGUACAAGAAAUGCUGGACGACUUUGGUGUUUUUGAGGAUGUCAUUACAGUUCUCAUUGAUAACUGUCUCAUAACUAUCACAUGGCAUGGUGGCCUUAUAGAAAUGCAUGAUAUGAUACAAGAAAUGGCUUGGAAAAUUGUCAGCAAAGACUGCAAAGAGCUACCUGCAGAAAGGCGCGAGAGACUGUUAGAUGCAGACGAUAUCAUCCAUGUCUUGAACGAUCAUACAGGUCCUACAAAAGUUAAAGGAAUUCUCUUAAAUAUGUCGAGGCUUACGCAGGAUGUAAACUUGAAACCUGAAGCCUUCAAAGAACUGCACUACCUAAGAUUCCUUAAAAUUAUGCAUAAUCGUGAAGACGAAGAACGUUGUAAACUGCACUUUCCUCAAGGAAUUAAUAUUCUCCCAAGGACACUCAGGUAUCUCAGCUGGGUUGGAUUCCCUUCUUUAUCUCUACCAUCGAGUUUUAUGGCACGGAAUCUUGUCAAACUUCACAUGCCGUGGAGCCAGCUUGAGCAACUUUGGAAUGGAUCCCCGGUACAUGAUCUUGUGAGCUUAAAAUAUGUCACUCUUAGGCACUCAAAGAAACUAGUCAGUAUCCCAGAUCUCUCUCAGGCUAAUCUUAAGAUUUUAGAUCUUAGUGGUUGUACAAGCUUAGUUGAAAUUCCUUCACUCAGAUUUCAACGAGCCUCUGACAAUCUUGAAACUAAUCUCAAAAAUCUUCGGAUGAGAUCUUAUUUUGGAAAUGGAUCUCCUUUUGACAAUUAUGAUAAGGAUCUUGAUGACUAUACUCUUGAUCUUAGCGACUGCAUCAAUCUCAAAACUCUGUCACGGAUGUCUGGGGGCAUACGACACCUAAACUUAGGUUCCACGGCAGUAGAAGAGUUGGAUUGCUCAAAUUGGUCACUCGAGAAUCUCGUCUCGUUGGAUCUGAAUGAGUGUAAAUGUCUCAAGAGUCUUCCCAGCAACAUAUGUAAGUUUGAUUCUUUGGAAAAGCUAAAUUUACGCGAUUGCGUAUCAUUUAACAAGUUUCCAACCGUCCUUCCAAAGAAUAUAAAGACAUUAGAUUUGAAUGAAACAGCAAUACAAGAAGUGCCUUCAUCAGUAUCCUUUGAGUGCCUCUCUAGUCUGGACCGACUAUCUAUGGCAGACUGCACAAGGCUUGAAACCCUCCCAACCGAAAUUUUUAAGCUCAAGUCUCUCUCGUCGCUUGAUUUAUCUGGUUGCUCGGAAUUGAAAAGCUUCCCAGAAAUCUUGGAGCCUCAUGAAAGACUAUCGAUCAUUAAAUUAGAUGGAUCAGGGAUCAAAGAACUACCCUUGUCUAUUGAAAAUCUACAAAGGCUUUUUUCUCUAAGCUUGAAAAACUGCGAAAAUCUUGAGUCUGUUCCAGAUAGCAUCUGCAAUAUCAAUGGUCUUAGACUCCUGGACCUAUCUAAAUGCCCAAAACUUCAAACUUUGCCCGCUGUGACAUGGGCUAGUUUUUUCCCUGAGAUUACAUUAGAUAUAAGUUACAAAAUUAUAACCAAAAUUCUAGAGUGGUUGUGCUACGGUUCAUCCUCGUUACCAGUGCUAGAUCCAAGCGAACCUAUCAGUGAAAGAAUAACCGUGUGCAUUCGGAGAUUUUUUAAUUCGAUUUACUUUGAGGCAUGUGGAUAUGCGACUUGUCAAUCUAGACCUCGAUGCAAGUUCUUUUCACGUUCCAAAAUUGGUCAAUAUGCUUUUUGUCCAUAUUGCAAUGAAUUUUGUAGACCCGAGGAUAUGGCAGUUGUGAUGUCUAAAUUCCAGCCUUACUUUCUGCAAGCAGCAACUGAAUUUCCUUCAAAACCUGAAGAACAAGACGAGGGAACGAAAUGUCCAGGAAUCGGUUUUUGUCAUCGAGGAAGUAAAAUUCCGAAGUGGUUCGAUCAUCAGUCUGACCGAUCUUCGAUAGAUCUUUCAUUUUCUCGAGAUUGGUAUAAUACCAGCUUCUUAGGAUUUGCUGUAUGCAUUCAUGUUGAAUUUCAGUCCUUUUAUGAGUGCGACUUGAAUUUCACAUGUGAAUACCAUUUUAAAACAAACCGUGGUGAUAGUACUUUCCAGAAAUCAAGGGUUGUUCAUUCGAUCAGAAAAAUCAGCUUUUGCCUAUCAGACCACAUUUUCGCAUGGUAUCUUCUCUACAAGAACUACCAUGACUAUCACGAGGCAAUAGAGGCUUCAUUUCAGUUUUUUGUUGAACGACUAGAUUCGGAUACACGUUUAUCGCCUAUAAUAAAAAAUUGUGGGAUCCGCAUCUUGUAUCGUCAAGAUAUUGGGAUCCUACAAUCAAGUUGCAGAAGGGGAACUAGAUAUUGUUGACAACAUCAACUGCGAUACCGACGAACCACAUCCUAAGGGGCGGAAGCUUCAAUUGAACUGAGCAGUCCUUUAUGGCACACAACUCUACUUGGAAGGGCAAGGUUGCAUCUCACUUAAAACGCUACUUGUAGUGGCUGUAGAAGUAAGUUGGUGGUUGACAAUUUGGAUCCGAAAUGGAGACCAGCGAAAAGGCCGAUAUUGUAGGUUUGUGUUUAGUAGCUUGUAAAUUUGUAAAUUCCUAUGAUACAUGCUUCUCAAGUGGCAAUAACACGUGAAAAUUUAGUUA